UCGAACAAGUAAGGUACAAAAUGUGGUCGCCGGUGGUUGCCUUACUGUUCCUGACCCUGGUUGUCAGCCAACCGGAUGAGUUGGUGGAGGCCGCUGGCCCGCUGAAGGUGCUGGGUCUGUUCCCCCAUCCCGGAGUCAGUCACUUCCACUUCUUCCACCCGAUCAUGAAGGGUCUGGCGGAGGUGGGACACGACGUGAGUGUGGUUUCCCACUUUCCGGACAAGAAUCCGGUCGCCCGAUACAAGGAUUACCCACUGACCGGAAUUGAAAAGCUCACGAACAGUGUGGAUCUCAAGCUCUUUGAGAAACGCACAUUCUACAAUCACUUUUUGGAAUUUUCCCUACUUCACGAGUGGGGAAAACAGGCCUGCAAUUUGACCCUCCGUUCGGAGGCACUGCAGCAGAUCCUGAAGCGACGACCAGGACACUUUGAUGUCAUCAUAAUGGAGCAAUUUAAUACAGACUGCAUGAUGGGCGUGGCACAUCAGCUGCAGGCACCGGUGAUCGCCUUAAGCAGCUGUGUGAUGAUGCCCUGGCAUUAUGAGAGAAUGGGAGCUCCUUUGAUUCCAUCUCAUGUGCCCAUGCUUUUCAUGGCCCAGUCGCAGGACAUGAACUUCGGCGGUCGAUUGGCCAAUUGGUUCAGCACCCAUGCCAUGAACUGGAUGUACAAAUUACUAUCUGUACCCGCUGCCGAUGCUUUGGUUCAAUACAAAUUCGGUCACGAUGUUCCUUCGGUAGGAGAACUGGUGAAGAAUACCUCCCUGUUCUUUGUGAACCAACACUACUCGCUCUCGGGACCCAAGCCAAUGCCACCCAAUGUGAUCGAGUUGGGCGGCAUCCACAUCCAAAAAUCCAAUCCCUUACCGGCUGAUCUUCAGCGUAUUCUGGAUAAUGCCGAAGAGGGAGUGAUCCUGAUCAGUUGGGGUUCCAUGAUACGGGCCAACUCCCUCUCGGCUGCCAAGAGGGAUGGAAUCGUUAGGGCUGUGGCUCGGUUGAAGCAGAAGGUUAUCUGGAAGUGGGAGAACGAAACUCUGCCCAAUCAGCCGGCCAAUAUGAUUAUCAUGAAGUGGCUGCCGCAACGCGAUAUCCUCUGUCAUCCCAAUGUAAAGGUCUUCAUGUCGCAUGGAGGACUCAUGGGCACCUCGGAGGCGGCUUAUUGUGGAGUUCCCGUGGUUGCCACGCCCAUGUAUGGCGAUCAGUUUGUGAAUUCUGCCGCCAUGGUGAAUCGAGGAAUGGGAACCAUCUUGAACUAUGAGGAUAUAGCCGAGAAUACGGUGAUGAGGGCUUUGAAAAAGGCUUUGGACAAGAAGUACCACGAUGCCGCCAAGGUCGUCUCCCACUCCUUCCACCACCGCCCACAGCAGGCUCUGCAAACCGCUAUUUGGUGGGUGGAACACGUGGCCCACACGGGUGGAGCUCCCCUCAUAAAACCAAGUGCCGUGUACAUGAACCGCUUUGCCUACUACUCCCUGGACUGCUAUGCCCUUGUGGCCGUAAUCCUGGCCAGUAUCAUUGGCAGUUGGUUGUGGCUCAUUCGACGCUUCUGCGGAUCCAGUUCCGCUGAAAAGACUAAGAGGGAUUAGCUGGGCUCAUCCCGGCACAUCUUCGUUUCGUGGUUGUAUGUGAUAUUUUAUAUGUUCUGUGUAGAGAACUUUUAAAUGUAAAAACACCUCCUCUCAAGGACUUCAUCUAGAUGUCUAGUGACGCCAAGUUAAAUAUAAUGUUUAAAACAAUUGGUAUUUACCCACUUUAA
This is a messenger RNA of Drosophila ficusphila, 1753 nucleotides long. It is a transcript of the gene Ugt36D1, whose product is annotated as UDP-glucosyltransferase 2. Lineage: Eukaryota; Metazoa; Arthropoda; Insecta; Diptera; Drosophilidae. Gene Ontology annotation, molecular function: UDP-glycosyltransferase activity. Bases 21 to 1583 code for a protein of 520 amino acids. The record is from RefSeq and is a predicted model, not a curated record. The transcript is spliced from 5 exons.